AUGGCCGCCGAGCCGGGCGGCGGGCGCCCCUGGCCUUACCGGUGUUACCGGCCGCUGCUCGCCGCUUUGACCGCCGCGUUGCUGCUGCUGGGCUGCGGCCGCGCCGCCACCCUUUCUCCCUCCUCUUCCUCGUCCUGUCACCAUCGCGUGCCCAGCGGCGAGGAGGUUGUCUAUCAAGUUCCUCUAAAGGAAAAUCAUGUCUUGAAGAGAAAUGUGGAUCAACAGCUACGAAUUAAGAUUAUAUAUGACGGAAGUGUUGAGGAUUUGCUACCUGAGAAAAGACACCUUAUAAAGAACAAACUUUUUCCACAAGCUAUAUCGUAUUUGGAGAAGACGUUUCAAGUGCGCAAAUCCACGGGUACUAUAUUACUAAGCAGGCAGUGUGUGACAAACCAAUAUUUAAGGAGGAAAGCUGACCCUCACAGAUACUGCCGAGGAGCCUGUGCAGACCAUACAAGAUGUGGGCCAGUUAUAGUUCCUGAGAAGCACCUCCAACAAUGCAGAGUGUGCAAUGAGAAUGAGUGGCACUGCGGACCCACUGGCUUACCUGACCAAGAAGGGGUUCGAGAUGCUGACUUUGUACUUUACGUUAGUGCUCUCACUACUGAAAGGUGUGGCCAUGAAAAUAUCAUUGCAUAUGCAGCCUACUGCCAACUGGAAGCUGAAAUGGACAGGCCAAUAGCAGGAUAUGCUAACUUGUGUCCAAAUAUGAUUUCAACGCAAGCUCAAGAAUUCAUUGGCAUGUUGUCUACAGUGAAACAUGAGAUCAUCCAUGCACUGGGUUUCUCUGCUGGACUGUUUGCGUUUUAUCGUGAUGAUGAUGGAAAACCUUUGACAACAAGAUAUGCAGAUGGACUUCCUCCUUUUAAUGAAAGUCUAGGUUUGUAUCAGUGGAGCGAUAAAGUCAUUCGUAAAGCAGUGAGGUUAUGGGACAUACGUGGUGGCAAAAUGCUGCGCCAUGCUGUUCAUCUUCUGAUAACACCUCGUGUAGUUGAAGAAGCCCGAAAACAUUUUAAUUGUCCAGUUCUAGAGGGAAUGGAGCUUGAAAAUCAAGGUGGCAUGGGUACUGAGCUCAAUCACUGGGAGAAGAGAUUGUUGGAGAAUGAAGCAAUGACUGGAUCCCAUACACAGAAUCGAGUCUUUUCCAGGAUCACCUUAGCAUUAAUGGAAGACACAGGCUGGUAUAAAGCAAAUUACAGCAUGGCAGAGAAAUUAGAUUGGGGACGCAAUAAAGGCUGUGACUUUGUAAUGAAAAGCUGUAAAUUCUGGAUCGACCAAAAGAGACAAAAGAGGCAAUUAAUCAGUCCAUACUGCGACACUUUGAGGAGUAAUCCUUUGCAGUUAACCUGCAGGCAGGACCAAAGAGCAGUAGCAGUGUGCAACUUGCAGAAGUUUCCAAAGCAGUUACCUCAGGAAUAUCAGUAUUUUGACAAUCUUAAUGGAGUACCAGCAGAAGAAUUGCCUUAUUAUGGUGGCUCAGUAGAAAUUGCUGACUAUUGUCCCUUUAGUCAAGAAUUCAGCUGGCAUUUAAGUGGUGAAUUUCAACGCAGCUCAGACUGUAGAAUAAUUGAAAACCAACCAGAUCCCACCAAAAACUAUGGCGCAGAGAAAUAUGGACCAAACUCUGUAUGUCUUAUUCAGAAAUCUGCUUUUGUCAUGGAACAGUGCAGGAGGAAACUCAGUUACCCUGACUGGGGUAGUGGAUGUUAUCAAGUUUCUUGUUCUCCACAAGGGCUGCAUGUUUGGGUCAAGGACACUGCGUACUUGUGUAGCCGCUCAGGUCAGGUAUUAACCGUGAGCAUUCAGAUGAAUGGCUGGAUACAUGUUGGGAAUCUGAUUUGCCCGGCCUGUUCGGACUUCUGUGACUCCUGUCCCCCAGAGCGGGAUCCUCCAGCUUCUAACUUAACAAGAGCUGCACCAAUCGACUUAUGCUCCUGCUCGUCUAGCCUGGUUGUAACCCUUUGGCUAUUGAUGGCUAACUUAAUUCCCCUGUUAACAGGAUUAUUUCUCUGCACAUAAAGUUAAGCACAAGGCAAGAAGAUGUUCCAAGAUGAUAUACCAUCAUGUUGCACUCCUAUUGUGGAGCACUGAGUUUUUUGUCUCUGCAGGCAGCUGUCUUCUGCUGAACCUCAUCUCUCCUGGCAAGUAUCGGUGCAGACAGUAGUCAGGGAGGUACUGACAAAAGCAGUUUGAGAGGAGGAAAACUUACCUUGUCAUCUCAAUAAGUGCCAGUAUUUUCCUGAAUUGCAACCUUUGCUUUUUUUGACGCAGUAACAAGAUCCACUAUGCCAACUGUGUUAAACUACCUGGCAACUCGGUCAAGAUUUGAAGUGAGAACUCUUCUGUAAUAGAACUGAGGGUUGUUUUUUUGUUAUGUCCUCUGUGUGACUGGUAGCAAAGCAUCCUCAAACUGGAAAUAUACCUCAGUGGUUUAGUCAAAAGCCAUGUAAAAAUCAGUUGUCAUCACUGCUAAUAACCCAGGCCUAAACAGCUGUGGGAAUUUGUUUGUUUGUUUGUUUUAUCAAUUCUUGCAAUUUAUGAGGGGAAGAAAUAAUUUAAUGGGAUAGACCAGUGGUUGGAAAUUGUCUCCACAACUGGAUUCUGCAGCUUUGAGGCUUCUCAGAAUUCAUACUAGUUUGCGGUAAAGCAGCUAAUGCUUGGGGUUUGCUUAAACCUUCCUAUGUGCACAAAGUGGAAUUUCAGACUGGUAACCAAGACAACUGUCUAGAAAUCCCAUUCUCAUUUAGCAUGUGCCAGUUCUACUGUGAAAAUUAAUACAUCAAAUGUUUGAAUACUCUCAGAGUAAUUUGCAUUUCAGUACUGACCUCAGUCUGUAAAAUUGGGAUAGGUUUUCUGAUUAUUUUUAAUUUUGUUGGUUUGUUUCUUAAAUAAUGGCAUUAUUAUUUUUUGAAUAGUAUGAACAUAAAUGCAGCUGUUGUCACUUUUUGUUGAAGGGCAAACCAGUAGCGAUGGCAGCUAUAAUGUUACAGGACCAUAUUGACUUCUCUAGACCAAAAACUAUAUUGAAUGUGUUAAGAAAAGUCUAAUCUGUCUUCCCUCCCCCCCCUUUUUCUUGGACAUAUAGUUGAUAAUCCAAAUACUAUGGAUUAUUUGAGUAUUUGUAGUAAGUUAGAGAAUCAGACAUUUUGAACCACAUGAGGGCACACCUUGCUACAAAAUUAAUCACUUGAUGGACAAAAUAUGUAAGAGGAAGGAAAUGAGCAAAACCUGUCUCCCUAAGGACAGCUGCUCUAUAGGACACUUGUAAGAAUGUUUUUAUUUGUUUCUGACUCUACAAUGUGUUACAAAUAAUCCUGUUUGGAGUAAAAGAAACUCUUAUGUGGUCCAAUCCGUUGUCUGUCCUGUUAGGAUAGUUUUCAUUCUUGGAAAAGUGUUAGACUUGAGGGAGCAGACAUGCCCAGUGCACUAAAAAAUGCAAAUAUAGGGAGAAAGAUGAUGUUACUCUGCUUGUUAAAUGUUCUGUGAUGUUAGAAUUGUCAGUGACUAGAUCCCUUUCUAAAAUUAAAGGUAGGGGGAUGGAAAGGGUAUGGAGUAAAAUUUAUCUAGCUACAAUUAAACUCGUUCAAUAAUAGGACUUCCAUUGUAAUUGUAAGAAAAUCUUUGUGCCUACUGGACUUGUUUGGUUUUUUUUUAUUUAAAGAAACUCUUAGGACACUGCUGAGGUGAGUAAGCUGCAACCUAAAACGGUCUGAAGGCAUCACAGUUGAGAGAGUACCUUGCACUGGGCUAGUUCCCCUUCUUAACUGCAGGUUAAGUUUGCUUUGAAUUAUACAAGGCCUAGGCUAGCCUUAAAUAGGUGUUUCUGAGAAGCAAUACAAAUUAGGAAUCAAAUGCUUUAAAUGUGUACAAGUUUGAAUUAAGAAACACUCAGAUUAAUAAGUGAAUACUGAUUAUUUUAAUAUAUGCACAAUCAACAGUCAGUGUAAAUUGAUUCCUUGAAAACGUAAAGGUUUGAGAAUACAUCUUAGGUCCCAGAGGUUGAUAUUGUAUUUUUUGUCUGUUGUGCAAUAAUACAGUUUAAAUGGUAUCACUCAACAACAGUGCUUUUGAUACUUGAAAAGAAAUUAUUGGUUAUUUUUUCUUACUGUGAAAUAUUUGCACUGUCUGAACUUUCUGGUUAACUUUAUAACUGUUAAACUUUUUUACUGGUGUUAAUUUAUUGUGCUCGGUAUUUGAUAUGCUAGUCUCCUGUCUGUGUUAAGUGUGAAAUUUGUCAUAUUUAAGUGAAUAUUUUUAUCUUCUACACAGUUGUUUCUCUUGAGGGCUUUUCUUCUUUUAUUUUCUCUUCCUGAGAAUUAACUGAAAGGUGGCUUAAAAAGUCGAUGCUUACCUACUUCUGAAUUGUAUGCAUUAAUUAAAGAAAGAGGCUGUAGUGGAUUGUACCUACAGGGAAAAAUCUAUCUGCCUGUCAGAGCUCUUGUGGUCAGAUUCACCAGUACCUGCUGAGUAGCUGCAUCAGUGAAUCCAGUGAAGUAAAACUAUUACUGCCUUAAUAAUCUGAGAUUUCAGUCGUAAUUUCUUUGACGUGCAGCCCUUCAGCUGGCUGUGAAUUGCAGAAC
Gymnogyps californianus (California condor) is the source of this 4580-nucleotide messenger RNA. It is a transcript of the gene LMLN, whose product is annotated as leishmanolysin like peptidase. NCBI's taxonomy places the organism in Eukaryota, Metazoa, Chordata, Aves, Accipitriformes, Cathartidae. Gene Ontology annotation, molecular function: metalloendopeptidase activity. The record is from RefSeq and is a predicted model, not a curated record. The coding region runs from base 1 to 2019 and encodes 672 amino acids. Gene Ontology annotation, biological process: cell adhesion; proteolysis. The transcript is spliced from 17 exons. Gene Ontology annotation, cellular component: membrane; cytoplasm.